Debaryomyces tyrocola is the source of this 1386-nucleotide messenger RNA. The record is from the annotation of a GenBank genome assembly. Lineage: Eukaryota; Fungi; Ascomycota; Pichiomycetes; Serinales; Debaryomycetaceae.
AUGGGUAUUCCAAUUUUAGGACGCUUAUCCAUUAGAGAAUGGUUUGUAAUUUUCAUGUCCUUAGGUUUUGCUUGGCUUGGGCUUUUAAAAUCUUUAUUAACAACUAUUGUCCCGUUACCAAUAGUAUUCUUUAUUGAUCUAGUUAAUAAUAAGAUAGUUCGUUUGGCUAGUUCUUUUUUUUCCCUAAUAUCAGUAACUAAAUUGCGUGAGGUGUUUGAAGAAAUUAAAUAUCAUAUGAAUUACAAUAUCAAAUUUAAAUCUAAUCCCGAAGAGUAUACUUUAAUGAAUGACCUAGUAAAGUGUCGGAAUAUUCAAGAAAUGUGCUUAUUAUUUGGUUAUGAUAUUGAAAGUCAUAUUAUUAAAACGAGAGAUAAUUACAUCUUAACAGCUCAAAGAAUCGUUAAACUAGAUGGUGUUCGCGAGAGAAAAAGUAUUGGCAAAGUUGUUUAUUUUCAUCACGGCUUAUUGCAAGAUAGUGAAAUUUGGGUUAGCAUGAUAGAUAAAAAUUCAAAUUUACCAUUCGUUCUAUAUGAUUUGGGAUACGAUGUUUGGCUCGGCAAUAACCGAGGCAACAAGUAUUCUCAGAAACACUUAUUCUUUAGAAUUGAUUCAGAUGAGUUUUGGGAUUUCUCAAUCGAUGAGUUUGCGCUAUUCGAUAUUCCAAGUACUAUUGAUUACGUCUUAGAGGUUAGUGGAAAACAAAGCCUCAUAUAUAUUGGAUUUUCUCAAGGUUCAGCACAAGCAUUUGCCAGUAUAUCGAUAAAUCCAAGACUAAAUGAAAAAAUUGAAAAACUAAUUGCCAUAUCUCCAGCUACAACCCCACAUGGGCUUUACUCGGUAUUUAUAGAUAUCCUAUUGAAAUCGUCUCCUAACAUUUUAUUCCUAUUAUUUUCGAGAAAAGUGUUUAUAUCCUCCAUUAUUUUUUGGAAAAAAGUCUUGUAUCCAGCAUUUUUUGGCACCACAGUUGAUAUAGCUAACCAUAUGUUAUUUAACUGGAAAUCAGAAAAUAUCAAGAAGACUCAAAAGUUAGCUUCUUAUGCCCAUUUGUAUUCGACAACUUCUGUCAAGACUGUGGUCCAUUGGAUUCAAAUAAUUUCUUCGAAAAAGUUCCAAAUGUUUCAUGAUUCAAAAUUCAACUUAACGGGCUUUAGUCCAAUUUCCUAUCCUUUGAAAAAUAUUAAAGUUCCGAUUCAUCUUAUUUAUGGAACUUUAGAUUCACUAAUCAAUAUUGAUAUCAUAAAAGAACAAUUGCCUUUAGAAAGGACUACAGUUCAGUCAGUAUUCGGCCAUGAACAUUUAGAUAAUAUAUGGGGUUGUGAUGUUGCAGAUACAGUCUUCAAAUAUAUUCUUGAUACUAUAUCGACAGCUUCUACCGAAGCUCUAUAA